Molecule: messenger RNA, 4731 nt
Organism: Cariama cristata (Red-legged seriema)
Lineage: Eukaryota; Metazoa; Chordata; Aves; Cariamiformes; Cariamidae
Product: protein unc-80 homolog
Biological process (GO): monoatomic cation homeostasis
Cellular component (GO): cation channel complex; axon
Molecular function (GO): monoatomic cation channel activity
Source: RefSeq, a predicted model, not a curated record
AAUUCUAAACUGAGAACGGUGCAGGAGCUGUGGGAGGAGGUUGGAAGUGCAUUUUUAAGACCUAAACUGGGGAAACAAUAUGAAGCUUCCUGUGUGUCUUUUGAAAGAGUUUUAGUAGAGAACAAGCUGCAUGGCCUUUCUCCAGCUCUCUCUGAAGCCAUCCAGAGCAUUUCUCGCUGGGAACUUGUCCAGGCUGCGCUCCCGCAUGUGCUGCAUUGCACCGCAACAUUGCUCUCCAACCGAAACAAGCUAGGACAUCAGGAUAAGCUUGGAGUAGCUGAAACAAAGCUUCUUCACACUCUUCACUGGAUGCUGCUGGAGGCCCCUCAGGACUGCAGCAAUGACCGAUUUGGAGGAGACAGAGGCUCUAGUUGGGGAGGGAGCAGUAGCGCUUUUAUCCACCAGGCAGAAAACCAAGGGUCACCAGGACAUCCCCGUCCCAGCACCACGAAUGACGAGGAGGAGAAUAACAGAAGGAAGUUCUUCCAGAACUCCAUGGCCACAGUGGAGCUCUUCGUGUUCCUCUUUGCUCCCCUUGUCCACAGGAUUAAAGAGUCUGACCUGACAUUUCGGUUGGCUAGUGGCCUUGUUAUUUGGCAGCCUAUGUGGGAACACAGGCAGCCUGAAGUUUCUGCCUUCAAUGCCCUUGUAAAACCAAUCAGGAACAUCGUUACAGCUAAGAGAAGUUCUCCCACCAACAAUCAGAGCGUGACUUGUGAAUCUCCUAAUCUGGACAGUGGACAUACUGAGGGGCUACAGGUGGUCUGUGAGACAACUGAGCCAGAUUCUGUACCUCCAAAGGCCAGUGUUUCAGCAUGUCAUCGUGGAAAUUCCUUGGAUGGAAGCGUAUCCUCCCAAACCUCUCAGGAGAGAGGUACUGCACAUCCCAGGGUAUCCUUGGUGAUUCCACCAUGCCAGAAGUCUCGCUAUGCCACAUACUUUGAUGUGGCGGUGCUGCGCUGCCUGCUGCAGCCACAUUGGUCGGAGGAGGGCACACAGUGGUCACUAACAUACUACCUGCAGAGGCUGAGGCACAUGCUACAGGAAAAGCCUGAGAAACCACCUGAGCCAGAAAUCACCCCUUUACCAAGACCUCGCAGCAGCUCAAUGGUGGCUGCUGCACCCUCUCUGGUGAAUACCCACAAAACUCAGGAUCUUACAAUGAAAUGUAAUGAGGAAGAAAAAUCACUAAGUGCAGAGGCAUUUUCCAAGGUUUCGCUGACCAACUUGCGUAGACCAGCAGUUCCAGAUCUCUCCACAGACCUGGGGAUGAACAUCUUCAAAAAAUUUAAGAGCCGCAAAGAGGACAGGGAGCGUGAGCGCAAAGGGUCAAUUCCUUUCCACCAUACUGGGAAAAAGCGGCAACGAAGGAUGGGGGUGCCCUUCCUCCUCCAUGAGGAUCAUUUGGAUGUCUCGCCCACUCGCAGCACUUUCUCCUUCGGCAGUUUCUCUGGAAUCGGAGAGGACCGGCGUGGCAUUGAGAGAGGAGGAUGGCAAACCACCAUAUUAGGAAAGUUUACCAGGCGAGGGAGCUCUGACACAGCGACGGAGAUGGAGAGCCUGAGCGCUAGGCAUUCACACUCUCAUCACACGCUGGUCUCUGAUCUGCCCGACCACUCAAACAGCCAUGGAGAAAACACAGUCAAAGAAGUGCGGUCCCAGAUCUCCACCAUCACUGUGGCAACCUUCAACACUACCCUGGCCUCAUUCAAUGUGGGCUACGCCGAUUUCUUCAGUGAGCACAUGAGAAAGCUUUGCAACCAGGUGCCCAUCCCUGAGAUGCCCCAUGAGCCACUCGCAUGUGCCAACCUCCCGCGGAGCCUGACAGACUCCUGCAUCAAUUACAGUUGCUUGGAGGAUACAGAUCACAUUGAUGGAACCAACAACUUUGUCCACAAGAAUGGCAUGCUGGAUCUCUCGGUGGUCCUGAAGGCUGUUUACUUGGUCCUGAACCAUGACAUCAGUUCCCGGAUUUGUGAUGUGGCACUGAACAUUGUGGAGUGUUUACUUCAGCUUGGUGUGGUGCCCUGUGUAGAGAAGGUUCGGAGGAAGAGUGAGAACAAAGAAAAUGAGGCCCCUGAAAAGAGACCAAGUGAAGGAUCCUUCCAGCUCAAAGGGGCUGCUUCUGGUGUUUCAGCUUGUGGAUUUGGGCCUCCCCCAGUUAGUGGAGCUGGAGAUGGAGGAGAAGAAGGAGGUGGUGGAAGUGGUGGAGGAGGUGGAGGUGGAAGUGAUGGAGGUGGUGGAGGAGGAGGAGGACCGUAUGAGAAGAGUGACAAAAAACAGGAAAAGGAUGAAGGCCCGUCUGUCAGCACCCACAGGCUGGCACUCACAAUGCUGAUCAAAAUUGUGAAGUCCCUGGGUUGUGCCUAUGGUUGUGGAGAAGGACACCGAGGGCUCUCUGGAGAUCGCCUGAGACACCAGGUAUUCCGGGAGAAUGCUCAGAACUGCCUCACAAAGCUGUACAAACUGGAUAAGAUGCAGUUCCGGCAGACCAUGAGGGAUUAUGUGAACAGGGAUUCUCUCAAUAACGUGGUGGAUUUCCUGCAUGCUUUACUGGGAUUCUGCAUGGAGCCAGUCACCGACAACAAGGCUGGAUUUGGGAAUAACUUCACCACAGUGGACAACAAGUCUACAGCCCAGAGUGUAGAAGGUAUUAUUGUGAGUGCCAUGUUCAAGUCACUGAUCACUCGCUGUGCUUCCACUACACAUGAGCUGCACAGCCCGGAAAACCUGGGCUUGUACUGCGAUAUCCGACAGCUGGUCCAGUUUAUCAAGGAGGCUCAUGGGAAUGUAUUUCGGAGAGUGGCACUCAGUGCCCUCCUAGACAGCGCUGAAAAGUUAAUACCAGGAAAAAAAACAGAGGAAACAGAGCAAGAGCCAAAACCUUCUGGGAGUAAAAGAUCUGAGGUGGGAAGCGUCAUCAUUGACAAAAGCCAGGCAUCAGCUGCCCCUGAUGAAUGUCGUAGUUACAUCUCAAGCCGCCCAAUGCAAACUCCAGAACAUGAUGAGCAAAUCCAAGGGGCCGUUCUGGGACGCAAGGACUUCUGGCGAAAGAUGUUCAAGUCACAGAGUGCAGCGAGUGAUACCAGUAGUCAGUCUGAGCAGGACACAUCCGAGUGCACCACUGCUCACUCUGGGACCACCACCGACAGGCGCUCCCGCUCCCGUUCCCGACGAAUCUCCCUUCGAAAGAAACUCAAACUCCCCAUAGGGAACUGGCUGAAGCGCUCCUCCCUUUCUGGCCUGGCUGACGGGGUGGAAGAUCUCCUAGAUAUCAGCUCUGUCGACCGUCUGUCUUUCAUCAGGCAGAGUUCCAAGGUGAAGUUUACCAGCGCAGUGAAGCUGUCAGAAGGAGGGGGGCCAGGAGGUGGCCUGGACAAUGGGAGAGAUGAAGAGGAGAAUUUCUUCAAGCGUCUUGGUUGCCAUAGCUUUGAUGAUCACUUGACCUCCAACCAAGAAGGAGGAAAAUCCAAGAACGUUGUGAACCUGGGAGCAAUCCGCCAAGGCAUGAAGCGUUUUCAGUUUCUCCUGAACUGCUGUGAACCAGGCACUAUCCCUGAUGCCUCCAUUUUGGCAGCAGCCCUAGAUCUUGAAGCUCCUGUAGUGGCGAGAGCAGCCCUGUUCCUCGAGUGUGCACGCUUUGUUCACCGCUGUAAUCGUGGCAACUGGCCCGAGUGGAUGAAGGGCCACCAUGUGAACAUUACUAAGAAAGGCCUGUCCCGUGGACGUUCCCCCAUUGUGGGCAACAAAAGGAACCAGAAGCUGCAGUGGAACGCAGCUAAGCUCUUCUACCAGUGGGGAGAUGCAAUUGGUGUCCGCCUCAACGAGCUGUGCCAUGCUGAGAGUGAGAGCCCUGCCAACCUGCUGGGCCUCAUUUAUGAUGAGGAGACCAAGAGGCGCCUGAGAAAGGAGGAUGAGGAAGAAGACUUUUUAGAUGACAGCACUGUGAAUCCUACCAAAUGUUGUUGUCCUUUUGCACUGAAAAUGGCAGCCUGUCAGCUUCUCCUGGAGAUAACCACUUUCCUUCGAGAUUUGCCCAGGCCACGUACUGAGCCUCUUGUGGAUCUGGAGAGCUGCAGGCUGCGUCUGGACCCUGAGAUGGACCGGCACAGGUAUGAAAGAAAGAUCAGCUUUGCUGGGGUUUUGGAUGAAAAUGAAGAUUCAAAGGAUUCCCUGCACAGCAGCAGUCACACCCUCAAAUCUGAGGCUGGUUUCGAGGAGAAAAAAGUUCCCAGCAGGAAGAUCAGGAUAGGAGGCUCCCGCUUGCUCCAGAUUAAAGGAACCCGCAGUUUCCGGGUGAAGAAGGGGGGUUCCCUUUCCAGCAUUCGCCGGGCCGGCAGCCUAAAGAGCACCAAGUUAUCACGGCAGGACUCAGAGUCUGAGAAUGAGGAGCUGCAGCUGUCCCACAGCAGGGACACUGUCACUGAUAUAGAAGGGAGCCCUUGGAGCGCGAGCGAGCCUAGCAUUGAGCCCGAGGUGCUGAGCAACACAGGCACAGAGGAGAACUAUCAUCGGAACAUGUCGUGGCUGCAUGUUAUGAUCCUAUUAUGCAACCAGCAAAGUUUCAUAUGUACCCACAUUGACUACUGUCACCCACACUGCUACCUCCAUCACAGUCGGUCCUGUGCUCGCCUUGUCCGGGCCAUCAAACUCCUGUAUGGAGACACUGUGGACUCUCUGCGAGAAAACAACACAUUGAACAGCGUGGCAAGAGGCAAAAAACAAAAGGAA